UUUCGCUCCUAUGUAAUAGCUGCUUGUGAUGCUUUUAGAUGAGGGAAUUAGUCAGACACUGCUCCUCCUUCAGCCCUUCCUUCCUAGCUACUGACUGGAACAAAUAUUGCAGCUCCAGAGCUGUACAGAGAAUAGAUUGUGAGCAUCUGGCAGCAGAACACACUAGCUCCAUCAUUAUUAUGCAUUCCGGAGUGGACCUGCUGGAACACAAGUGACAACCUCUGAGUAGACUUCUACCUUGGUGACUGCAAUCCGAGGAGGCAACAAGAUGACAGGCUGAAUAUCUGUACUGGAAUGCUUUAAUCCUCCGGUGCCGUAAGUGACUGAUCUGCAGCAAUGUCAGUUUUUAUAGUCAAGUGGAUUAUGUUCUCCUGCAACUUUUGAAACUAUAUUAAGUUUUUUUUGGACAAACCUCAGUCUACAAAAUAACUCCUAAGAUGCUGAGAAAUGACACUGGGACGAUGGGAUUCCUUGAGAAUACAGCGGAGUCUACCUGGGGGAACACCUCUAGGAAUAACACUUCUACAGACUCCCCUGGCAUUGCCAUCUUCAUUUCCUUUGUGUACUCUUUGGUUUGCAUUGUAGGGUUGUGUGGUAAUUCUAUGGUCAUCUAUGUCAUUUUGCGUUACGCCAAGAUGAAGACUGCCACUAAUAUCUACAUUUUGAACUUGGCCAUUGCUGAUGAACUUCUUAUGCUGAGCGUGCCUUUUCUGGUGACCUCCACCCUUCUUCGUCACUGGCCAUUUGGCUCGCUCCUUUGUAGACUGGUUCUUAGCUUGGAUGCUAUGAACAUGUUUACCAGUGUCUACUGCUUGGCUGUUCUAAGUUUGGACCGGUAUGUGGCAGUGGUGCAUCCCAUCAGCGCUGCCCGCUACCGACGACCAAGUGUGGCAAAAAUGGUGAAUCUUGGGGUCUGGCUUUUCUCAAUGCUAAUCAUCCUACCUAUUGUCAUUUUCUCCAGUACAGCACCGAACAGUGAUGGGACAGUGGCUUGCAAUGUACAUAUGCCGGAGCCCUCACAGCGAUGGGUUGUGGUCUUUGUCCUCUACACCUUCUUGAUGGGCUUUCUCCUGCCAAUGGCUGCCAUCUGCUUAUGCUAUAUUCUCAUCAUCACAAAAAUGAGAGUUGUAGCACUCAAAGCUGGCUGGCAGCAGCGGCGCAGGUCGGAGCGUAAACUCACACUCAUGGUGACUGUUGUGGUGACAGUUUUUGUGGUCUGUUGGAUGCCAUUCUAUGUUGUACAGCUAGUUGGUGUUUUUGCCAGAAAGGGGGACACGACAGUCAGCCAACUUUCAGUUGCACUUGGCUAUGCCAACAGUUGUGCCAAUCCUUUUUUGUAUGGCGUUCUUUCUGACAAUUUUCGAAGGUCUUUCCAGAAGGUUUUAUGCCUCACCUGGAUGGAAAAUGCCACAGAAGAACCAGUAGACUACUAUGCCACCGCAUUAAAAAGCAGGGCAUACAGUGCCGAGGACCUACAGAAUGGCAUGUUGACAACAGGCAGCACUUACCGCAAUGGCACUUGCAGCUCUAGGACCCACUAGAAUUGUAUAUUACGCAAACUGUUCUCAGUAAAUCGGCUCACUACUAAAUCAUGGCAUUUCCAGGAUUCGUACAACGGUCAAAAGUGGGGCACUGACUAUUGUGAACAUUGGUUUUGGGUAGGGAAAUGCAGAUAUCCUUAUUACAAAGUGGUUGAUGCUGUAUAUAGAAAAUACCAUAUUGCACUGAUGUUGUAACUGAUAAAAACAUUUAUAUGGAUUUGUGGUAUCCCGAUCAUGUAGCAUAAUUACCAAUUCUGAUGCUGUCAGAAAUUUCCUUCAAGGAACUGCAAGAUUGAGUUUGAUGGAAUGCACUUCGUAGACGGCAUCCAAAUGACUUGAGCUGAAUGUAUGACUUUUAUCAAUGACCUGUCGUGCGUUUCUAUUCUUUAUAGAUAAUGACAGUCUCAUCCAUAGUAAUUGUUACGUUGGUAUUGAUUUUAUUUUUUCACUUUAGUUUCUGCUCGGUUACAUUUGCUGUGUAUUGUUAUCACACCAGUAUUGCUUUUGUGCCAUUGUGUAUGUGUCGGAGAGGAUUCUGAUCAUGCUUUCAAUUGAAGCCAUUUCUAUUAGAACCUGGAAUAGACGUCCUCUGUUU
Molecule: messenger RNA, 2136 nt
Organism: Bufo bufo (common toad)
Lineage: Eukaryota; Metazoa; Chordata; Amphibia; Anura; Bufonidae
Gene: SSTR1
Product: somatostatin receptor 1
Exons: 1
Coding region: 438-1541 (367 amino acids)
Biological process (GO): neuropeptide signaling pathway; cellular response to estradiol stimulus
Cellular component (GO): neuron projection; membrane
Molecular function (GO): somatostatin receptor activity; neuropeptide binding
Source: RefSeq, a predicted model, not a curated record